Molecule: messenger RNA, 711 nt
Organism: Menidia menidia (Atlantic silverside)
Lineage: Eukaryota; Metazoa; Chordata; Actinopteri; Atheriniformes; Atherinopsidae
Source: the annotation of a GenBank genome assembly
AUGAACCCGCAUCCUACUGUGGCCCUGAACGCCUCAGGAGGAGUUCAGCUUUUGAACUUCAGCCAGCUGGAGUUUGACCACCGACGACUCCUCCAGUUAUACAGAAGGAAGGAGGAGGCUGAGGCCUAUUUUGUGGACUACAUCCCCCCAGCGAGGGAUGCCAUUACUCUGCCUCGCAGUGUGGUCUAUGUCCUGGUCGGCGUGGUGUUGGUAGUAGUGGCCACUUACGCCAUAGUGAGUCACCUCAUUAAAGACCUGAUGCAUGACCUGGCAGGUAACCUCAGGAAGGAACAUCUUCUACUGAUGUCCUCCUUUAUUUACGCCUCAGCAGUAUGCACAUCAUUCAAACAAACAGACAGGUCACAAAGCAAAGAAAUGUUCUCAGUGUGUGUGCUAACUCUUCUCACAGACUGGAUCUUUGGGCCCAAACCAGUCGAGGAAGAUCCAGAGGGAGGAAGUGCAAAUACAGAGGAAGAGCGGCGGUACAGCAUCUCCAGUAGGCUGAUGGAGACAGGAGACGGGCCGGGGACGGAGGAAGAAAAACGUGUGCCGCUGCCCGGUUUCCAUCAGGGAGGCGGAGGCUGCUGCCAUCCAUCCACAGCUCCUCCGCCGAGAAGCGCCAUCACUUCAUCCUACUGCGGAGAAAAAAGGAUUUCCACGCAUAGUGUGACCUUCGCCUGCCCCGUCGGCCCUUAUGCCACCUCCCUCUAG